GGUGUUUGCCAACCCCCACAGAGGAAGAAGAAAAUAAAAGGAGAAGCUUUGAAUCAUGUCUAAGUUCAGCACAAUAAUUUGGCCUAAAGUCGUUUUAUUUGGUGACUCCAUCACACAGUUUUCCUUUCAACCCAAUGGAUGGGGAGCAGAAACAGCAAAUAAACUUGCAAGGAAAUGUGAUGUUGUGAACAGAGGAUUGUCUGGCUAUAACUCCAGAUGGGCAAAGAUCGUCCUUCCUCGCCUCAUCAGCAGCCAGAAUGCAGCAGAAAAUAACAUAGCAGCUGUUACCGUAUUCUUCGGAGCAAACGACGCUUCGCUGGAAGAUAAGAAUCCACAGCAGCACGUCCCCCUAACAGAGUAUUCAGAGAACCUGAAGGAGAUCAGCAGGUUUCUGACCUCAGCCGGUGUUCCGGCAGACAAAGUCAUCUUCAUCACUCCUCCUCCAAUUCACGAGCCGGCCUGGGAGAAGGAGUGCGUCCUGAAAGGAUGUCCACUCAAUCGGCACAACUCGGUGGCAGGACAGUACGCUCAGGCCUGCGUUCAGGCGGCUGGUCAGUGUGGGUCGGACGUCCUGGACCUCUGGACGCUCAUGCAGAAAGACGGACAAGACUUCACCGCCUACCUGUCUGACGGGCUGCACCUCUCCGAGAAGGGAAACCAGUUUGUGGCGCAGCAUCUCUGGAGCCUACUGGAGAGCCGUGUGGCUCACCUGCCCUUCAUUCUGCCCUACUGGGGAGACGUGGACACCAGCAGCCCAGAGAGCAGCCUCCUCUGCUACUCCUGAAGAAGAGAACGUCUCGAAAGCUUAAAAACAAGCAGUGGACUUUAGACUUCCCAAAGUAUUCACUCGUUUUUUUGGAAUUACAGCAACUGGAGUCGAAACUCUCCUGUGAAGUAUUAGGACUACUGUAGGGAUAAGGGGAAAAGGACUCCGAAAUUUUUAGAUUGAUUUCAGACAUUUUCUAGGAAAAACAAAAACAAUUUUGCUCGAAA
This is a messenger RNA of Poecilia latipinna (sailfin molly), 993 nucleotides long. It is a transcript of the gene iah1, whose product is annotated as isoamyl acetate hydrolyzing esterase 1 (putative). The transcript has 6 exons. Gene Ontology annotation, molecular function: hydrolase activity, acting on ester bonds. The record is from RefSeq and is a predicted model, not a curated record. NCBI's taxonomy places the organism in Eukaryota, Metazoa, Chordata, Actinopteri, Cyprinodontiformes, Poeciliidae. The coding region runs from base 56 to 784 and encodes 242 amino acids.